Messenger RNA from Pantherophis guttatus, 14065 nucleotides. The record is from RefSeq and is a predicted model, not a curated record. Lineage: Eukaryota; Metazoa; Chordata; Lepidosauria; Squamata; Colubridae.
GCCCUUUUUUUUUUCGCCGCGCGGAGCAAAGCAGCGAGCGAGCGAGAGCGAGAGAGACGGACGGGCUCCUCCGGUUGGCUUUGCGAGGACUCGCCACGGGAACCGCCGGGAUGCUGGGUGGCCGGGCGCUGGUGGCGGCCGUCUGCGCCGCGGCAUUGCUGAGCGUGGCUCAGGCCUCCAGCCGACUGGACGAGGCCUCGUUCCCGGAGGACACCGAGUCGGAGAUCACGCACUGGUUCCGGAAGAGUUACGAUAGCACUUUUGACGAUGAGGAUCUCCUGGCUGGUGGUCCCUCCGGAGAUGAGUACGGCAGCGGAGACAACGGCAGUGGGACCAUCUCAGUCGAGCCCCCAGGCAGCUCCAGCGAGUCUCUUCUCUCUACAGUCUACUUCCGGGCCCUGGUGAACUUCACCCAUUCCAUCGAGUACAGCCCCCGCCUGGAAGAUGUCAACUCGGAGCCCUUCCAGGAGGUGUCCGAAGCGGUUGUGGAUACGCUGGAGUCUGAAUACCUCAAGAUCCCCGGUGAGCAGUCGGUCAGUGUGGUUUUUAUCAAGGAGAUCGAUGGCUACAGCUUUGUGGAGCUGGACGUGGGAUCCGAGGGGAACACGAACGAUCAGCAGAUCCGCGAGGUGCUUUUCUCCGUCGUGGCCAGCGGGUCCAUCGCCUCCUACCGCACCUCCCGGAGGGGAUUCCAGUUCCGGCGCCUGGGAGCAGUCUCCCCAGAGAUCCGGCCCUGCACGGCGGACGAAUUCUCUUGCCUGAAUGGGGAGUGCAUCGCCCGCGAAUUCUUCUGCGACCGGCGACCGGAUUGCCGCGACAUGUCAGAUGAGCUGGACUGCGAGGAGCCCGAGCCCCCCGAGUGUGCCCAGCAGGAGUUUGCCUGUGACAGCGGUGAAUGUGUGCUCCGAGAGUUGCGCUGCAACGGACACCCCGACUGCGGAGACGCUUCUGAUGAGGAUGGCUGCGCAGAACUCGAGAGACCUUUGGAGCCUGCCUCCUCCCCGUGGCCCAGCACUGCCCGGCUCCCUGCCACCACCUCCCCCAUCACCACCCGCCGGGCGCCGGUCACCGUGCCUCCUCGGGUGGAGAUUUCCAAGACCCAACUGGUCCCUGGAUUGCGCCCUUGCCCGAAAGACGAGACCCUGUGCGCCAACGGGCAAUGCAUCCGCCGAGACUACUUAUGCGACGGCGAGCGGGACUGCCCGGAUGGCAGCGACGAACAGAACUGCGGCACCCCCUCGCCCUGCGAACCCAAUGAGUUCCGAUGCCGGAACGGGCACUGCGCCCUCACGCUCUGGCGCUGCGACGGGGACAAUGACUGCGCCGAUGGCUCUGACGAGCUGGAAUGCCCCACCAAGGGCCCCGGAGACACCUGUGGCCCCGACCAGUUUGUCUGCCUCUCCAGCCACACCUGCAUCCCAGCCAGCUACCAGUGUGACGACGAGGCCGACUGCCAGGACCGCUCGGACGAAAUCGGCUGCAUCCCUCCACAGGUCAUCACUCCUCCAGAGGAGUUCAUCCAGGCCACCCCAGGGGACACCGUUCGCUUCACCUGCGUGGCCGUGGGCGUGCCGACCCCCCUCAUCUCCUGGAGGCUCAACUGGGGCCAUAUCCCCACCAGCCGCAGGGUGAGCUUCACCAGCGAGAAUGGCCGUGGGACACUAGUCAUCCAAGAUGUCAAGGAGGCCGACCAAGGGGCUUACACCUGCGAGGCCAUCAAUGCCCGGGGAAUGGUUUUUGGUAUCCCGGAUGGUGUUUUGAGCCUCACUCCCGGCCAAGGACCAUGCCCCGAGAGGCACUUCCACAUUGAAGGGACCGGCCAGUGCUUGCCCUGUUUCUGCUUCGGGGUCGCCAAAUCAUGUCGCAGCACCGGCCGCUACCGUCAACAAAUCCACCUCCGAUUCGAUGAACACAACAAUUUCAAAGGGGUGAACGUGACCACGCUCGAUCAGCCCGGCACGCCUCCCCUCGCCUCGACGCAGAUGCACAUCGACCACAGCACGCAGGAGUUCCAGCUGGUCGAUCUCUCUCGGCGCUUCCUGGUGCACGACUCCUUCUGGGCCCUCCCCAAGCAGUUCCUGGGGAACAAGGUAGAUUCCUACGGAGGCUCCCUCCAGUACACGGUGCGCUACCACCUAGGCCGAGGACAGUCAGAACCCGUCCCGAAGCCGGACGUGGUCCUUGUGGGCAAUGGGCAGAAGCUGCUUUACCGGCUGCAGGCGCUUCCCGAGCCCUUUGUGACCAACCGACGCCAGGUCCAUUUCACAGAGGGGAGCUGGCAGAAGGAGUCCGGGGAGCCCGUCAGCCGAGAGGAGCUGCUCCUCACCCUGCAGAACCUGGAGGCCCUCAUGAUCCAGACGGUGUACGAUAAUCGGAUGGCCACGGUGGGACUGAGCAACAUCGUCAUGGACACCACCACCACGGAGGUCACCGGCCUGGGUGUGGCGCAUCACGUGGAAGAGUGCAGGUGCCCCGUGGGCUACUCUGGCCUUUCCUGUGAACAGUGCGAGCCUCACUUCAAGAGAGUGUCCGGCGGCCCCUACCUGGGAAUCUGUUCCGGCUGCAGCUGCCACGGCCACUCGACCUCCUGCGAUCCCUUCUCUGGCUACUGUCUGAACUGCCAGCACAACACCGAAGGACCACGAUGCGACAAAUGCAAGCUGGGCUUCUUUGGCGAUGCCACCCAAGCCACCCCGACGGCCUGUCGGCCUUGCCCGUGCCCGUACACCGAAGCUCCGCGCAGGUUUUCCAACUCUUGCUUCUUGGAUACGGACAGACAGGCGACCUGCGAUGCCUGCUUCCCGGGCUACACAGGACGCCGCUGCGAAAGGUGCGCUCCUGGCUACAAAGGCAACCCCAUCCAGCCCGGUGGGAAGUGCGUGCUGAUUGGAGGAGACAUCGACGUUCCAGGGGAGGAGGUCAUCUGCGACGAGCGAGGGGGCAGGAAGGCUUCGAAUGGGGGCUGCCGCUGCAAGCCGAACGUCCAGGGGCCGUCCUGCAACGAGUGCGCCACGGGCAGCUUCCACUUGAGCCACAGGAACCCCGAGGGCUGCCUCCGCUGCUUCUGCAUGGGGGUCUCACGCCAGUGCGCCAGCUCCUCUUGGAACAGGGAUCAGGUGCAGCUGACUCACGAGGAUGCCCAGAGGGGGCAGUUCAGCCUCGCCAAUUCUGCCAACACCCGGACGGUCAGCGAGGGGAUCCGCUUUACGGAGGGCUCGGAGCUCACCUUCUCUUCCUUCCACAUUCUGCCACGGGACGUCUACUACUGGGUGCUGCCCGAGCGCUUCAGGGGAGACAAGGUGACCUCGUACGGAGGAGAACUCCGCUACACCAUCAGCCACGAUGCCUUCCCCGGCUCUCCUCUGCUGCGUGGCCGGGCCGACGUUCUGAUCCAGGGAAACGGCAUUUUCCUGGAACACGUGGCUGCAAGCACCCCUCUGCCCGGGGAGCCAACCACCUUCACUGUGUCCUUCCGGGAGCAAGCAUGGCACCGUGCCGAUGGGCAGAACGCCACUCGGCAGCACCUCCUGAUGGCGCUGGCUGACAUAGAUGUUUUCAUGAUCCGGGCCUCCUAUGCCGAGCGACCUUCCGAGACCAGGAUCUCCAAUAUCUACAUGGAUGUGGCAGUACCACACGCCACAGGCCUGAGCCCAGCCCCGGAGGUCGAGGAGUGCACUUGCCCGCCCGGCUACCGAGGGCCAUCCUGCCAGGACUGUGACAUUGGGUACACCCGCAGCACCAGCGGCCUCUACCUGGGCACCUGCGAGCCAUGCAGUUGCAACAGGCACGCAACCGAGUGCGACGUGGAGACAGGAGAGUGCCAGGGCUGCCAGCACCACACGGAAGGGUUCCACUGUGACCGUUGCCAGCCUGGAUUCUACGGAGAUGCCCAACAUGGGACGGCCGGAGACUGCCGGCCGUGCCCCUGCCACGGACCAUCCUCAGCCAUCCAAGAAUCUGGGACCUGCUUUGUGGACGCCGAUGGAGAGCCAACCUGUGACUCCUGUGCUCAGGGUUACAUCGGACGCCAGUGUGAAAGGUGUGCUCCGGGCUUCGUUGGGAACCCUAGCCAGGGUCAGCCCUGCACAGAUUCCACCUCCGGAUGCCAUUGCAACCCACACGGCAGCCUCAGCAACCGCUGCGAUGCCAGCAGGCAAUGCCAGUGUAAGGACCACGUCGAGGGCCUCUCCUGCGGCAGCUGCCGCCCUCAUCACUUCCAUCUGAGUGCGGAGAACCCCCUCGGCUGCCUGCCUUGCUUCUGCAUGGGAGUCACCCAGCUAUGCACCAGCUCAUCCUACCACCGCGAUGUGGUCAGCACCUCCUUCCAUCCCGGCGACUUCCAGGGCUUCGCGCUGGUCAACCGGCAGCGCAGCGUCCGCCUCCCGAGCGGCUUUGCGGUAGAGAUGUCCCCCGAGGGCCCUCAGCUCUCCUACGACCAAUUUAGGGAGCUGAGCCAGGAGUCUUAUUACUGGCAGCUGCCGGACGCCUACCUGGGAGACAAGGUGGGAUCCUACGGGGGACGCCUCCGCUACACCCUUUCCUACUCGGCCGGAGGGAGAGGCACCCCGCUGCCCGAUGCGGAUGUACAGAUUACCGGCAAUGACAUCACCCUAGUGGCCUACCUGUCCGAGCUGCGGCCUCACGAGCACAAGGCUUUUGAGGUCAUCUUCCGGGAGCAAUUCUGGAAGCGGCCGGAUGGGCAGCCCGCCACGCGGGAGCACCUGCUAAUGGCCCUGGCCGACCUGGACGAGAUCCUCAUCCGGGCCACCCACUCCACGGACAUGCUUUCGGCGGGCAUCACCGGCGUCAGCAUGGAGACUGCGGUGCCCACCUACACCAGCCUGCCCCGGGCUUUGGAAGUGGAGCAAUGCCGCUGCCCGCCCGGAUACGAGGGCCUUUCUUGCCAGGACUGCGCGGCUGGCUACACCCGGACCGGCGGAGGGCUGUACCUGGGCCACUGCACACUGUGUGAAUGCAACGGGCACUCGGAGUCCUGCCACCCUGAGACUGGCACUUGCUCGCACUGCCUGCACCACGCGGCUGGGGAGUUCUGCGAACGGUGCGCCCCUGGCUACUACGGAGAUGCCACCGCCGGGACCCCCGAGGACUGCCAGCCGUGCGCUUGCCCAUUGCCGGAUCCUGAGAACCAAUUCUCGCAGACGUGCGAGAGCCUGGAAGGCGGCGGCUAUCGCUGCACCGCCUGCGAACCUGGUUACACCGGCCAGUAUUGCGAACAAUGUGCCUCUGGAUAUACGGGCAACCCCAACAUCCGUGGGCAGAAAUGUCUUCCUUCGGGACCCCCCGACCAGCCCCGCCUGGUGGUCCAAAUCCAUCCCUCCCGGACAGCUGUGUCCCAGGGCAGCGACGUGACGCUGCUUUGCCAGGUCAGUGGGGAGCCCCCCCAUUACUUCUACUGGUCCCGGGAAGACGGGCGCCCUGUGCCAAGUACUGCCCAGCGCAGGGAGCAAGGCGUCGAGCUGCACUUUGCUAGCAUCCGGCCCUCGGAGGCCGGCGUCUAUGUCUGCACCUGCCGAAACCCCCAGUUCACCAACUCCAGCCGCAGCGAGGUGAUCGUCACAGAAGGUCCCAGCAAGGCUAUCUCCGUGACGGUGGAAGAGCAGAAGGUGCAGAACGUAAAACCAGGCAGUGACGUCACCUUCCUCUGCACGGCCAGGAGCAAGUCUCCCGCUUACACGCUGGCGUGGACACGGCAGAACAACGCGAAGCUGCCCAGCCGCGCCAUGGACUUCAACGGCAUCCUGACCAUCCGGAACGUGCAGCCGGAGGACGCCGGCAUCUACAUCUGCACGGGCUCCAACAUGUUUGACAUGGACGAGGGGACGGCCACCCUCUACGUACAAGCUGCCGCUGCCGUCCAGCCCACGGCCGCCAUUGAACCCUCCCAGCUGAGCGUCCAGCCAGGUCAACCAGCCGAGUUUCGCUGCAUCGUGACCGGAAGCCCAGAGCCCACCGUGGAGUGGAUCGGAGGACCCAGGGGCGUCAUCUCCCCCAAGGCCAUAAUCCAGGAUGGGAUCUUGCGUUUCCCUGCGGUCGAGCCUGCCGACGAGUCCCAGUACCUGUGCCGAGUGCAAAACAGCGCCGGGCAGCACAUGGCUCGAGCUUUCCUGCAAGUGCAAAGUACCAACGUCCCCCAAGUGCAGGUGAGCCCCGAACGGACAGAGGUGCAGGAGGGCAGCACCGUCAGACUGUACUGCCGGGCUGCGGGCUCCCCAGCGGCCACCAUCACCUGGGAGAAAGAGGGCAGCAGCCUGCCUCCACAGUCCCACACCGAGAGAACCGACAUCUCCACCCUGGUGAUACCCUCCAUCACGGCUGCCGACGGUGGGGUGUACUUGUGCGUGGGCAGCAGCUCGAUGGGAGUCGGCAGAGCCCGCAUCGAAGUAGCGGUCAUUCGGGGUAAGGCGCGACCUCCACCGAUCGUUAAGAUUGAACCUUCGUCCUCUUCGGUCACCGAAGGCCAGUCCUUGGACUUGAACUGUGUGGUGGCCGGCCACCCUACAGCGUCCGUCACGUGGUACCGGCGUGGAGGGGCCCUACCAGCCAACCACCAGAUCUAUGGGUCCCUCCUGCGAAUCUUAGAGGUCUCGGCCGCUGACUCCGGGGAAUAUGUCUGCCGAGUCAGCAAUGGAGCCGGCCCGAAGGAAGCCUCCAUCAAGGUGACCAUCCAGCAGAGCCCCACUUCCUCUCAAGGGCCUCAGUCGCCAGUCCAGAUUGACUCUGCCUCCUCUUCCAUUGCCGAGGGUCAGUCCUUGGACCUCUCCUGCCAGGUCACUGGCCUCUCGCAGCCCAGAGUCACUUGGUACAAGCGGGACGGGUCCCUCCCGACUAAUCGCAAGAUUUCCGGCCUCCAUUUGAGGAUUCUCAAAGCCACAGUAGCGGACUCGGGCGAAUAUGUGUGUCGGGUGACUGACGGUGACAGCGGCGUCGUUCGAGAGGUGUCCAGAGUGAUCACUGUGCACAGCAGCUCCGAAAGUGACUCAGAAGCUCGGGUCCCAGCCUCGGGAGUUAGGCCUCCGCUCUGGAUCGAGCCUUCGUCGCUCUCCCUUGUCCCAGGACAAGCCUUGGACUUGAACUGUGUCGUGGCCGGCCAAACUGGCGCCACCAUCACAUGGUAUAAACGAGGCGGAUCCUUGCCAGCUGGCCACCAGGUCUCCGGUUCCCAUCUGCGCAUUCCCCGAAUCUCCCCGGCUGACUUGGGGGAAUACGUCUGCCGCGUCAACCUAGAUUCCCUCACCCGAGAAGCUUCCAUCCUCAUCUCCGUCACCCGCUCCUCCUCCACUUUUGGCGUGGCUGUCCCGGUGAGGAUCGAGGCCUCCUCGUCUAUCAUAGCGGAAGGGCAAACACUGGAGCUGGACUGUGUGGUUGCCCAUUCGGAGCAGGCCAUGGUUACCUGGUACAGACGGGGUGAAGCCCUGCCAGCCCACCACCAGGCCUUGGGAACUCGCCUGCGUCUGGUCAAGAUCUCUCCGGCCGACUCCGGAGAGUACGUUUGCCGGGUCAGCUCCGAUGCCGCCAGCCAGGAAGCCUCCGUCUUGGUCACCGUCCAGCAGCAGGAGAGCAGCCCCAAUUUCCCCGCUGGGGUUGUCCCACCAGUACAGAUCGAGUCUUCUUUCACCUCGCCCUCCGAGGGCCACACCUUAGACCUUAAAUGCAUCGUGGCUGCCUCUGUGCCGCAGGCGAAAAUCACCUGGUAUAAGCGAGGAGGUGCUCUUCCUGCCGGCCACCAGGUCUCCGGCUUCCUCCUCCGCAUCCCACAGGCUUCACCAGCUGACUCUGGAGAAUACGUCUGUCGCGUCAGUCACGGCUCGGCCAUUCACGAGGCCUCGCUGCUGGUGACCAUCAAGGGUGAAUUGGGCUCCUACUCUGUGGGCGUCACUCCCCCGAUCAGGAUUGAAACCCCCUCCUCAGUCAUCUCCGAGGGGCAGACCUUGGACCUGAACUGCCUGGUGGCCGGUCAGUCCCAAGCCAGGGUGAUGUGGUACAAGCGCGAGGGCGCCCUGCCCGUCCACAGUCAGAUUUUUGGAACCCGCCUCCGGAUCUCGCAAGUUUCGGCAGCCGAUUCGGGCGAGUACGUCUGCUACGCGAACGAUGGCACCAGCCGACUGGAGACGUCCAUCAUGGUGUCCAUUUCCAGCAGCUCAGGCGGCUCAUCCACUUCUGGGGUGAUCCUGCCAGUAUGGAUUGAAUCUUCCUCCUCUUCACUCGCCGAGGGGCAAACCAUGGAGCUGAACUGCCUCGUGGCUGGCCAGACGCACCCCAAAGUCAGCUGGUUCAAGAGAGGAGGACCCCUCCCACCCAACCACCAGGUCUCGGGCACUCGCCUCCGCAUCCCGCAGGUCUCCUCCGCCCACUCCGGCGAGUACGUCUGCCGCAUCAGCAGCCCUAACGCUGUCCAGGAGGCAGCGUUGGUGGUCACCAUCCAGGAUAGCGAGGGCCCCUCCCACCCCGCAGGGUCUGCCCCAGCCCUGAGGAUUGAGGCUUCCUCCUCCUCCGCUGUUGAAGGAGAGACCCUGGAUCUGUCGUGCGUUGCUCCAGGCCAGCCCCAGGCCACAUUCACCUGGUAUCGGCGAGAGGGUCAGCUGCCUGCAGGUCACCAGGUCUCCAACGCCCGCCUGCGACUGGUUCAACUCGCCCCUGCCGAUUCUGGCGAAUACGUCUGUCGUGUUAGUGGAGGCAGCAUCCUGCAAGAGGCGUCCUUCGUGGUCUCUGUCGUGGCCAACACCAGUCCCGCUUCCCGUCUGCAGAGCCCCAUCAUCUCCAUAGAGCCCCACAGUGUGGUUGUGCGCGGAGGGGAAGAGGUCUCCUUCAGGUGCCACGUCCACAAAGGCACCCCGCCUCUCGAGAUCACCUGGAAGCUUCCCAACAAUCAACUGCUAGAUAAUGUGAGGAUCAGCCCUAACGGCUCUGCGAUCACCAUCUCCAAUGCCCGUCCGGAAAACCACGGUGCCUACCGGUGUGUGGUCUCCAACCAGUUUGGGAUUGCCAACAGCCUAGUCAACGUCCUGGUCCAAGGACUGCCUACCGUCUCAGUGGUGCCGAAGGGACCCCUGCAGCUCAAAGUGGGCAAAUCCAUCAGCGUGGACUGCCUGGCAGACGGGGAACCCCGGGCUGUGGUGCGCUGGACCAAGCUGGGAGCCUGGAAGAAGCUGGAGAACCAGAGGAUGCUGCCCUUGGAAAGCAGAGCGGUGCUGCAGAUCUCCUCUGCAAAGCUGGGAGAUGCCGGCACCUAUGUGUGCGUGGCCCAGAACUCCGUGGGCACCACAGAGGCGCAGGUGGACAUAAGCGUGGAGGCGGUGCACGGCAACAGAGGAGUCCCCGAAAUCCACGUGACUCCGACCCAGACAGUGAAGGCGGGACAGACGGCUCGACUCCAUUGCUCUGCUACAGGUGACCCAACUCCCACCAUCCACUGGUCCAAGCUGCGGGCUCCCUUGCCAUGGCAGCAUCAGGUGGUGAAUGACACUCUCAUCAUCCCCCGGGCGGCUCAGCAGGACUCGGGCCAGUACAUCUGCAACGCCAGCAACUCUGCGGGGUUCACCGAAGCCUUCGUGGUGCUGGAUGUGGAAAUACCACCCUACGCCACCAGUCUUCCCAACCGAGCAGUGGUGCACGAGGGUGACGCGGUGCAGCUGCAGUGCCUGGCCCACGGCACGCCCCCCCUGCGUUACCAGUGGACCAAGGUGAACGGCAGUCUCCCCGGACGGGCCACGGUGCGAGAUGGUGUCUUGCAGUUCAGCCCGGCCGGGCACCGGGAUUCAGGCACCUACCGUUGUCACGUCAGCAACCGGGUGGGCUCCGCUGAGGCUUUAGCCCAGGUCUAUGUGCAAGGCCAUGCUGGAGGACCCCUCUCCGUUCAGGUCACCCCGCAGAGUGACACCAAAGCCGUGGGUGCCACAGCAGAGUUUGUGUGCUCCAUUUCCGGGGAUCCCAGGGCACAGAUCGAGUGGCUCAAAGAGGGUGGAGAGCUGCCUCCCACUCAUACCAUCCGCAAUGGAGUGCUGCGGAUUGAGAAGCUGGACCUGGAGUGCCAGGGGGUAUAUGUGUGUCGGGCCAGGAGUCCCUCCGGCCAAGCCCAGGAGAGGGUCAGCCUGACUGUCCGGGCCCUCCCCAAAGUGAUGAUCAACAUCCGGACAUCGGUGCAGACCGUCCUGGCAGGCAACGCUGUGGAGUUUGAGUGCCUGGCCUUUGGGGACCCCAAGCCGGACCUCACCUGGAGCAAGGUGGGCGGGCAGCUGCGCCCAGGAGUGCUGGUCAGCGAAGGCCUGGUGAAGAUCGAGCGGGUGGAGCAGGCCGACGCGGGAAAGUACCGCUGCACAGCCACCAACAACAUCGGCACCGUCCAGUCCCACGUCAUCCUGCACGUCCAGUCUGUCCCGCAAGUGGCCACCCAGCCAGAAGUGAAGGAGGUUUCCGCCGGUUCCACCGUGGUUUUCCCUUGCUCAGUCUCUGGGUUCCCCGUCCCGGAAAUCAAGUGGACCAAGCUGGAGGGGGAGCUGCCCCGGCAUGCCCAGCUGGAGGGCCACAGCCUGACCAUCCCCUCGGCUCGCCCGGAAGACACGGGCGUCUAUGUGUGCACGGCGUCCAACCGGCAGGGGAAGGGGACGGCCUUCUCCAUGCUCAAAGUCCGAGAGCGAGUGGUGCCCUAUUUUACCCAGAAUCCUCAGUCCUACCUGGUCCUGCCAACCAUGAAAGAUGCCUACCGGGUGUUUGCCCUCGAAAUCACCUUCCGUCCUGACACUCCAGAUGGGAUGUUGGUUUACAACGGCCAGAAGAAGAACACAGGCAGCGAUUUCGUCUCCUUUGGGCUGGUGGGGGGCCGCCCGGAACUCAGGUUCGAUGCUGGUUCCGGCAUGGCCACCAUCCGGCACCCUUCAAUCCUCAACCUGGGCGAGUUCCACACCAUCCGUCUCUAUCGUAACCUGACUCAGGGAUCUCUGGUGGUGGACGGCUACCCCCCUGUGAACGGCAGCUCCCAGGGCAGGUUUCAAGGCCUGGAUCUCAACGAGGAGCUCUACCUGGGCGGGUACCCCAAUUAUGCAGCCAUCGCAAAAACCGGCCUCAGCAGUGGAUUUGUAGGAUGCGUGCGCCAGCUGAUCAUUCAAGGCAAGGAGGUGAUCUUCAAGGAUUUUGACCUGCAAGCUCACGGAGUCUCCAACUGCCCCACCUGCCAAGACCAACCAUGUCAGAACGGAGGGGUCUGCAGAGACUCGGAGAGCAGUAGCUACGUAUGUGAGUGUCCCCAGGGGUUCGCUGGGAGCAACUGCGAGCAUCCUCAGGCCCUGCGCUGUCAUCCAGAGGCCUGUGGGCCCGACGCCACCUGCGUGAACCAAGCCUCCGGGGAGGGCUACACCUGCCGUUGCCUCUUGGGCCGACACGGGAAGAAGUGCAUGGCGGGCCUCACAGUGACCACCCCCCUCUUUCCGGGUGGGAACGCUUUCAUCUCCUACCAGACCCUCACCAGAAACCCAUACGAGCUGCGGCUAGAGAUUGAGGUCAAGCCGCUCUCCCCCAAUGGCCUCGUUCUGUUCAACGGGGGUGACGGGACCCCCGUGGCUGACUUCGUCUCGCUCAACAUGGUCAACGGGCACUUGGAGUUCCGCUACGAGUUAGGCUCAGGUACCGCUGUGCUUCGGAGCCACAAGCCCCUGGCCCUGGGGCAGUGGCACAAGGUGGCGGCCGAGCGCCUGAACAAAGACGGCACCCUGCAGGUGGACGAGGAGCGGCCCGUCAAGAGGUCGUCCCCCGGGAAGAGCCAGGGCCUCAACCUGCGCACUUCUCUCUACCUUGGAGGGGUGGACAACACAAUCAAGCUCCCGGCAGCCACCAACAUCUCUAGCCACUUCCACGGGUGCAUCGGAGAGGUUUCAGUCAACGGGAAGAAGGUGGACAUUUCCUACAGCUUCCUGGAGAGUCGCGGCAUCUCGCAGUGCGCUGACAGCUCCCCUUGCGACCGCAGGCCUUGCCAGCAUGGCGGCCAGUGCUUGCUCACGGGGGAGUACGAAUUCCAGUGCCUAUGUCCGGAUGGCUUCACAGGGGAACGCUGCGAGGUGCCCGAGGUCCACUGCCAGCUCCAUCAUCCCUGCCUGAAUGGGGGCAUCUGCAGGGGCACCGCCUGUCUCUGCCGCCAGGGCUUCUCAGGGGUGUACUGUGAACACGACGAACUGCAGCACCAGCUGAAAGCCGAAUGGCCGGAAGGCAGCGGAGGAAACGACGCUCCUGGACAGUACGGAGCCUAUUUCUGCAACGGGGGCUACGUGGCACUGCCGAGACACACUUUUCCCAGGAGUCUUCCCGAGUCGCCGGAGACCAUUGAGUUGGAAGUGCGAACUACCUCUGCAAACGGGCUACUCUUCUGGCAGGGGGUGGAGGAAGGGGAACCAAGCAAAGGGAAGGACUUCAUUAGCCUCGGGCUGAAGGACGGGCACCUGCUGUUCAGUUACCAACUGGGAAGCGGAGAGGCCAACAUCCGUUCUGAAGACCCCGUGGAUGAUGGAGAGUGGCAUCGAGUGACCGCUGUCCGGGAAGGGAAAAGAGGCUCCCUUCAGGUGGAUGGAGAGGAGGCAACGACCGGAGAAUCUUCCGGCAGGAAUGUCAUGGUCAACACCAAAGGCCGGAUCUAUAUAGGAGGCGCCCCCGACAUCCAGACGCUCACGGCUGGGAAAUACACCUCGGGGAUCACAGGCUGCCUCAAAAACGUAGUUCUGGUCAACGCCCGGCCAGGCCAAGAACCCCGACAGCCCGUAGACCUGCACCAUCAAGCGGAAAUGUCCCUGAACAUUCAGGAGUGCCCCUCAUAGGGGAGGAGGGCCCCACCACCACCUUCCACCCUCCUGCUCUUCGUUGCCAUCGCUGGGCCAAAGGAGAGACAUCUACGCUGAUUAUCAUUAUUUUAUUAUUAUUAUUAUUAUUACAAAUUUUUUAAAAGGAAGAAACACACAAACGGUGCUUUUUGCUGCUGCCAAAAAGGGGAAAGGGCGGAGGGAGUUGGCUCACGGCGUCUUCGGCCUGUGCCGGCAGGAAAGGAGCCCCGCGCGGGCCUUCUCGAAGGACCAGGGAGCCAUGCUACGUUGCCGCCAGAAGCUGCAGAAAGGAGGCCAGAAACAGGUCGGCUUCCCAGAAUUCGGCAAGCAAGCCGGGCGCCCAGACGGCUGUUCUGCUGAGCCGGCUGGCUGUGACUGACCAAAGAUCCUGCCUUCGCCCUCCCUGGGGCAGCGAGAGGAUCCCAGGAAGGUGGUCUCGGCACAUCCCCCGUGCCCAGCAAAUGCCAUAUAGGAGACAGAUCCUUCUGAAGUCCCGUCUCGUUGCCCUGCACAGCCGCAGUGCUUCUGAGAGGUGCCCCCCUCCUCCCAUUUCGCCAGCUGCCUUAACCCCUAGAUCGUGCCUAGGAGCCCUGGGGUCUCGCCCCGUGGAAGGGGCAACCCUGCUGCACCUUGGGAGGUGUCUUUCCCAUUGCCUUUGGGUUGCUUCAGUGCCUUAUUGGGGGGGGGGGGUUUGUCUCCUAACGGAUGCACGUGCUAUCUCCCAGCCCAAUCUCCUCUCACCCACUCUCCGUUGCCUGCUUUGAGUGUUAUUUCUCACAGCAAAACUUCUGGAAAUGAGGCUGCUUCUUGGGUGGGUGGGCGCGGAGAGCAGAGGGGCCCCAUUCGCCAGAAAGUCCUGCCCGUUAUGGGUCAGAACCAGAAGGAUUUUUUUUUACCACUUUCCAAGGAGAAAAGGAGCUUUGUCUAACUAGCCAAGUCCAAAGAAACUUCCAUUGCUUGGACAGGAGAUUGCUGACCGCUGGCACUGCUGUCCGCCGGCAUCCUUGUCUUCUCCUGCCAGCCGUCUCCCAUACACUGGGACCGGCAGCUUUUUGCCUUGGGGGUGCCUUGUGCCUUUCAGCCGGGGCGCCCCACAGUUCUCAUGUGGUCUAGCUGCCCUGGGCAUUUUGGGGCAGCCCCCGUGUCCAGGAUCGGAGCAGCCAGCCUCUCUGCUUCUCCCACCCUCCUUCCCUUGACUGUUCUUGUACUUCUUUUUCUUAAUAAAUGGUGCUGAAACCCCACAA